Molecule: messenger RNA, 1341 nt
Organism: Schistocerca piceifrons (Central American locust)
Lineage: Eukaryota; Metazoa; Arthropoda; Insecta; Orthoptera; Acrididae
Exons: 4
Coding region: 1-1155 (384 amino acids)
Source: RefSeq, a predicted model, not a curated record
AUGCCUACUUUCUUCAUUUCAGAUGUCGCAGCACCUCAGAGAGCAGAAACUGCAGCAGUUACUGUGUCAGAUGAAUCUACUGGUUCCAUUCCUCCAUAUAUGACAGGAAUUCCCCGUAUGCAGGGUCCAGCAGCCAGUGAACCUCAAAUUCUAAGAGAAGAUGAUAAUAUUGCCCUACAACGAUUGCUUGAAAGGCAACAACGAGAAAUUAAGGCCUUACAGCUACACCACAUGGCAGAACUAGAGUACUUCAAACGUGUGCGGUGUUCUCGUGUGGAUGAUUACCCACAAGCAAGAGAUCCAAUGGUGUUCUAUCAGCUACACCCAGUGUAUCCCCCAAGGCGAGCUGCUAGAAAUUUGGAUGAUUUCUACUACAGCACAGCUCCACAAUCUCCGGUUGACUCUGAUUAUCAUGAACAUCAACUUUCUUCUCCAGUUACGAUGAGCCCUCCUAUUUUAGAAUUUCCAAGUCAUCGAAGGCAUGAUUUACAUGCUCAUCAUGGCCCCCUUUAUAAACCUGUUGGUGUAAGAGCAGACACAGCCCAAAGCUCAUCACGUAUUACACCCCAAGGUAGCCCAGUCUCACAUACAAAUCCACUUCUUGUUACUGGUCGUAAUUUCCACCCUGUUAAUUUAUCAGAGGCUGGUGGUGUUUAUUUUACAAUUGGUGAUCAUGUUAGUGAUAGUACUCAAACUGAAAGUGCUUCAGGGUUUACACAUGAACAUGGUGAACUGCAACAGUGUUAUGUGGACUCUGGACAUUAUUGGGUUCCUGUGGAUAAUACACAGUCAUCUUCAGGCCAGGCUUUCCAAAUCCAGACAGGAUUGGGAAUAGGGCUUCCAGGAUUCAGGAGAGUGUCUUCUGCUUCUGGAAAUCUUCUUCACUUGGCACAUGGCCCACCUCAGCUAAUUUCUGCAGUAGGUCCUACUGGUUACUAUUUCCAGCCUGCCCCAACACCUUUACUCAGAGCAGGGAUGAGUAUUUCACAAGGAACUCAGCGACGGGGAUCUCUUGAAGAGUCUUUACAAUCUGGAUCACCAACUUUCCUCCAUUCCACACCAUCAAGCUCUGUCAGUUCAAGUCCAAAGUUUUUUCACACCCAUGUAACUGAAGAUAAGCACGACCCUCACCUAAGGUUUGAAGAUACCUUUUAGCAUACAGAUUAAGCCAUAUUUUCGAUAUUAAUUGGCUGACACAAAUGACUGCUCAUUUACUGAAGUUGACUGAAUUUAGAAAUAAUAUUCAGUGUGAGUUAGUCAUAAAUUCCUAAAGUAAAUUACUUUAUAUUAAAUUUUCAGUAGCUCUACUGCGCAUGGGUAGAGUGUGUACACAUUGCAGAU